Hyphopichia burtonii NRRL Y-1933 is the source of this 1780-nucleotide messenger RNA. RefSeq names its product Mss11p (gene MSS11). The transcript has a single exon. Gene Ontology annotation, molecular function: protein binding; transcription coactivator activity. Gene Ontology annotation, cellular component: mediator complex. The coding region runs from base 56 to 1744 and encodes 562 amino acids. The record is from RefSeq and is a predicted model, not a curated record. Lineage: Eukaryota; Fungi; Ascomycota; Pichiomycetes; Serinales; Debaryomycetaceae. Gene Ontology annotation, biological process: regulation of transcription by RNA polymerase II.
AUUAUCCAACGAUUUGAACUUUCCUUCAAGUAGCUUUAGUUUCUUUAGUUACAUAAUGGAUUUGAAUCCUAAUAGUACUAUAAGAGAUUACAUACCUGGCAAUGGGUAUGAUGGGAACCUAAACGAUUCUUUUCUACAAAGUCCAAUGAACGUUCCUACAGCAGGUCAACAACAAAAUAGUAAUCAACACCGAUUUCAACAACUUCAACAAGCACAAUUUAGUCCCCCAUUAUCUUCGCAUCAGCAGUCACCUCCUCCGGGUCCACAGCAGUCGUUUAACGGGGGGCCUCAACAAAGAGUCAAUGGAGGUAUGAAUUCCCGUAAAAUGUCAGUCAACGUAAACUUAUCAAACCAACAGCAGACUCAGACCCCGUUACAUACUCCCAAACAGAGUCUUCCUCAAACCAGACCCGGCGAAUCGUAUGUGAGCGAUGUAUUCGCCAAAAAUUCUAAUGAAUUAUUACUUGCUCACUUAUAUAAUUACUUAAUUGAGAAUGGGCAUCAGGAAAGUGCCAAGUCGUUGUUACUGGAACUGAAGAACGUACCCCAGAAUAAAGAUGCCAAUAAAUUGAAGAAAAAACCUGACUUGUUGCCGGUUGAUAUGUCUUUGGAUAAUUCAAACAACUUUUUAUUAGAAUGGUGGUCUUUAAUGUGGAGUGUCCAAUCAAGUAUCAAUCCAAAAUUGAACCAGUUAUAUAACAAUCCUCAGCAAUUUCAAUACCAGCAGCAGCAGCAGCAGCAACAACAACAACAACAUCAAUUUGUGCAGCCUCAACAAAAGCCAUUCCGUCAACCACAACCGCCUUCAAACGUUGUUCCAAUGAUGCAGAAUGCCCAUUCAAAACCACCUCAUCUUGCACAACAACAACAACAACAACAACAACAACACCCACCUCAACCGCCUCAACCACUUCAACAGCCAGUAGCUCAGCAGCAACAACAACAGCCUAAAAAUCCAAACAUUGCCCAGUACCAACAACAAUUGAAGUUACAACAAAUGAUGGUCCAGUAUCAGCAACAACAAGCAUUGCAACAAAGACAGAAUAAAGGAGUUCUUUUGCAAUCGCCUUUAAUCCCGACUUCGCAGCAAGUUCAGCAGGUACAACAACAGUCAAGUCAAAUCAAUCAGUCCCCAGUGCCAUUCAAUCAGUCAAACAACUCUAAAUUCAAUAAUGAAGCCUUGAACGAUUAUCAAAUGAAUUUGCUUAUGAUGGAAAAUCAAAAUAACAUCCAGAAAAAACAGUUCAUGAUGAUGAAACAACAACAAGCUCAAUCACAGGCCCAACAACAAUUAGCAGCCCAAGCCCAGGCAGCAGCCCAAGCUCAAGCAGCAGCCCAAGCUCAAGCAGCAGCCCAAGCCCAGCAACAACAGGCACAUCAACAGGCGCAACAACAAGCGCAACAACAGGCACAACAACCACCACCAGUCGUCUCGCAAGCCAACUCGCUUAAUCUAAAUGAAACCAACAAGAAUGGUGUCCAACAGAGAAUGAUGCAACAACAAUUAUCGAUGCCAGCAUCAAACGGUGAUAUCAUUGAAGAUCAUGAUAACUUCGACAUUAUGAAAACAACUUCCCAUCACUCGCAAAAUUUUGAAGACGGGUUAUUAAUGAACGAUGGAAUUUUCAAUACCAAUACUAAUCUGGGCACAAAUAAUGAAAACAACGAUGAUUGGAAUAAAAUGUCCUUAUUACAUCUGGAAGAUUGGCUUAGUGGUAUUGGAAGUGGAUCUGCAUUCAACUAAAUUGUAAAAUAAAUGCAAAAAAAAAUUAUUAAAACU